GAGUGUAGAAGAAACAGAGGAUGAAUCACAGAGUUCCCAAUUUUCAGGAUAUGGAACACAACUACUCUAUUCCACCCCGUAAAAAGCCUGCUGCUACUGCUAGUGGUGAAGAGGAGAUUAUGGAGUUGCUAUGGCAGAACGGGCAAGUGGUGGUGCAGACCCAGAAUCAGAGGUUGCCCAAGAAGACCGGCGGCGGCGGCGGCGGUGUGAUGAUUCCGGCGGAGAGGGAGAUGCGUCCGGCCGGCGGCGACGAGCAACAGCAGCAGCAUUUGUUUAUGCAGGAGGAUGAGAUGUCUGCUUGGCUUCAGUACCCACUCGACGAUUCCUCCUUUGAUCGUGAUUUGUACGCCGAUCUCCUUUUUCCCGCUCCGCCUCCUGUCAACGCCGUCCCCCAGCCGCCGGGCGCAAUUCGACCGCCGCCGGAUAAUCCCCCCCGGCUGCAGAACUUCAUGCAUUUCUCGAGGCUCCCGAUCAGGCCACGGACCGAGACAACAACAACGACGAACAAGACCUCGGUAAUUACGGCGGCGAGAGAAGCGACGGUGGUGGAGUCAAACGAGACGCCGGCGGCGGCGGCCCGGCAGUCUAGUUUCUCUCACAGGAUUGUGGAUAGCAGCCGGCCGCAGCAAGUGAUUGUAGAGAGCGGCACUGCUCCGGCAAGAGAAUUGGCAGCAGCAGGUACAUGUGAGGUCAGCGUGACGUCAUCACCCGGUGGCUCCCGCGCCAGUUUCAGCGGCAGCGGGGAGCAGCAGCAGAGGCCACCGCCGCCGCCUCCGCCGCCUUUGAAUAACCGGAAACGGAAAGCCAGAGAGGCGGAUGAAAAUGAAUGUCAGAGUGAGGAUAUCGAGUUUGAAGUCGCGGGCGGUGAAGCUAAAAAGCAAGUCUGCGGCUCGGCGUCGACGAAGAGAUCUCGUGCUGCACAAGUUCACAACCUGUCUGAGAGGAGGCGUCGGGAUAGGAUCAACGAAAAAAUGAAGGCACUCCAAGAACUCAUACCUCGUUGCAACAAGUCGGACAAAGCCUCGAUGUUGGACGAGGCUAUCGAGUACUUGAAAUCACUUCAAGUGCAAGUGCAGAUGAUGUCGAUGGGAUGUGGAAUGGUACCCAUGAUGUACCCCGGUAUGCAACAAUACAUGCCUACGAUGGGAAUGGGAAUGGGAAUGGGUAUGGGAAUGGGAAUGGAGAUGGGAAUGAACCGACCGCCCAUGGUUCAGUACCCGUCUAUGCCGAUGCCGAAUCCUAGGUUUCCCAUGCCGGGGUUUCACCAACCUUGUAACCAAACGGACCCUAUUCCGAAUCCAGCUGUUCCCCACAAUCAGAACCAGGCACACAUGCCCAACUUUGUCGACCCCUAUCAGCAAUUCCACGGUCUCCAUCCUUCACAAUUACCACAGAACCAAGGAGUUGCGAGGCCUGGUACAAAUAAACCGAGUACAAGCAGAGACAUCGGAAAUCCAGAUAAUCGGCAAGGUUGAUUUUGCCCGAAAGAUAAGCAAAAUUUUGCGACAAGAGAGAGUAGUGUUCACUAGAACCUCUGGCUAACACACUAUAUUGUAAUUAUAACCUUAGUAUCAGUUUUUCUUACUGGAUUUUUUUUUUUAAUUUUAAUUUUAAUUUUGUUGGGAUAGUGAGAAUAUACAAAAAUGUAAUAAUUAGGUGAUUUUCAAAGAUGGAGGAGAAUUUUCCAGGGAUCAGUCACCUUUUAGAGGGAAGGCAUCAAACAAAUGGGGAAGAGAAUAAAGCUAUGGGAGCCAACAGGCAAGUGGUGUCUUUUUCUUGAGACCAUUUUGCCCUUCCCUCGGAGAAUAUAUAUAUAUAGAUAUAUGUAUGUAUAUUAUGGUUCAUUUUUACAUUAGGUUAGAAAUAAACAAGGUUCAAGUUUUUAAUUUGACCUGUAGAAUGUAAUAUUUUCUUUUGUUCACUAAUCCGGUGAAUCUUGCAAGUUGAAGAAACAAGAAAGGCUCUCAAUCAACGGCUGUUGUUUGUUUCA
Erythranthe guttata (spotted monkey flower) is the source of this 1990-nucleotide messenger RNA. The record is from RefSeq and is a predicted model, not a curated record. Lineage: Eukaryota; Viridiplantae; Streptophyta; Magnoliopsida; Lamiales; Phrymaceae.